UUUGCAUUUCAUCGAUGUUGACACAAUCUAUUAUGUAGAGGUGAAGUGUGAUAAAAGUUUAUCGUUUUUAAAUAUUAGCGUUUUGCUCAGAAAACAGUUAAGAGUAUAGUUUUUAAGUUCGUGCUUCGAUGGGUACUGGAGAAGAAACCGAAAGUCUCGUGUCGCAAGGACAUGAUACCUCCAAAGGAUAUGGAACUCUUCCAAAGAAUGAACCAAGUGAUCAGUCUGUACAUCAAAAAAAGAAAAGGAAGAAAGUUCAAAUUGCCAAGGAAAAAAAAUCUCAGAAAGAAAAAAUAUCACUAUGGUCUUUGUUCUACUACAGUAAGCCAUUAGAUGUCUUUUUCAUGAUUUUGGGGACUUGCGCUGCUAUUAUAAACGGCGCUGGAUGGCCUUUACUAGCAAUUGUAUUUGGAUCAAUGACAAAUACAUUUUUAACUCAAUCACCUUCACCUGUUACAGUUUCAUACUCGAAUACCUCAUUUUUCAAUGAUUCAGCUUCAAUGCAGAUUUUCGGAAAUCAAACUACUCCUGAUUUUGAAGAAGUAAUGACUACGUUCUCUUUAUAUUAUGUUUACAUUGGAAUUGCUGUGUUUAUAGCCUCUGUAACUCAGAUCUUAUUGUGGAUGAUGGCUUGUGAAAGGCAAGUUUACAUCAUGAGACAAGAAUUUUUCUACCAAGUUUUACGACAUGAAAUAGCAUGGUUUGAUAAAAAUCAAAGUGGAGAGCUAACAGCAAAACUUAAUGACGAUCUAGAACGUGUGAGAGAAGGGAUUGGAGAUAAAUUCAGCAUGUUAAUACAGUUUGGUUCAACAUUCGUUGCUGGAUUUAUAGUUGGAUUCAUUAAAGGAUGGCAAUUAACACUGGUUAUUAUGUCAUUAACACCUUUAUUAGCAUUGUCAUCUGCAUUCUUAGGAAAGCUGGUAGCAAGUUCAUCUGCCCGUGAACAACAAAAGUAUGCAGUGGCUGGUGGAAUAGCUGAAGAGGUUUUGUCUAGUAUAAGAACAGUCACGUCUUUCAAUGGUCAAGAGAGAGAGGUAAAGAGAUAUCAUGCAGCUUUGCUUGAUGGCAUGAAUGUAGCUAUUCGAAAAUAUGUUUACAUGGCGUUUGGAAUUGGGUUUACUUUUCUUGUUUUGUAUGGCUCAUAUGCUGUGGCCUUUUGGUAUGGUGCACAGUUGGUAAUUGACGGAAAAAUGACUGCAGGAGAUGUUUUCUCAGUAUUUUUUGCUGUAAUGAUUGGAUCAUUUUCACUGGGAAAUGCAAUGCCACAUUUAACAACUGUUGCAACAGCUAAAGGAUCUGCUGAGAAAAUAUUUGAUAUCAUCAAAGCAGUACCAAAAAUUGAUCCAUAUUCUAGAGAAGGCAUACACCCAACCCAAUUCACUGCAGACAUCGAGUUUAAUAAUGUUUAUUUCAAUUAUCCAUCAAGAAAAACAGUCAGAAUCCUGAAAAAUUUUUCACUGAAAAUCAAAGAGGGACAAACAAUUGCUCUUUGUGGUCCGAGUGGAAGUGGAAAGUCUACUAUUGUUAAUUUGAUUUUACGAUUUUAUGACCCUAAUAAGGGAACUGUAACGCUCGGAAAUUUUGGACUUCCAUCUCUUAAUGUUCAUUGGCUUCGAUCUAAAAUUGGAUUAGUGAGUCAAGAGCCGGUACUUUUUUCUGGAACAAUAGCAAAAAAUAUUGAAUAUGGUCAUCAAGGCGUGGUAUUUACUGAUAUUGUUGCUGCAGCAAAAAUGGCAAACGCUCAUGACUUCAUUGUACAACUUCCAAAAGGAUAUGAUACAUUAGUUGGAGAAAGGGGUGCUCAAUUAUCUGGUGGCCAAAAACAAAGAAUUGCCAUUGCAAGAGCUUUAGUUCGCGAUCCGAGGAUUUUACUUUUGGAUGAAGCUACUUCAGCUCUUGAUGCUGAAAGUGAAGCUAUAGUACAACAAGCUCUCGAUAAAGCCCAAGAAGGGAGAACUACUGUGGUUAUUGCUCACCGUCUUUCAACUAUAAGAAAUGCGGAUGUUAUAUGCGCAAUGGAAAAUGGAGAAAUUAAGGAAAAAGGGACUCAUGAUGAAUUGAUGGCAAAACGUGGUAUCUACUACCAAUUAGUUACAAAUCAGAUAUUUGCCGAAGAAAAUGAUGUAUGCUCAUCGGAACAGGAUGUUAAAGUUGGUGCUGAAUUCGAUAUUCCUGUAAUGAGGAGAAAACGCUCAAGUGCUGCUAGAGCUAUUCAUGAAAGUCAUAGACUGAUUAGUCGGUUAGAAAGUGAAGUAAAGGAGGAAAAUGUGGAUAUACCUUCAGGCUUUCAGAUUCUGAAGCAAAGUAAGCAAGAGUGGAAAGAAAUUGUUGUCGGUUCUCUAGCUUCAAUUGUGACUGGUGUAGUUAUGCCCACGUAUGCAAUUUUUUACAGUGAAAUUUUUAGAACAUUUACCUUGACGGGAAAUGCUCUAAGGAAGUCUGCAUUCUUUUGGUCCAUGAUGUUUUUAGUAUUGGCAGUUGUAACAAUGUUAGGUCAUUUUUUUAGAGCUAUAGGGUACUCUUUUGCUGGGGAACAAUUAACUAUGAAAUUAAGAUAUAAGGCCUUUACGAAUAUAAUUCGACAAAAUAUUGGUUGGUUUGAUGAUAGUCGGCAUACAUCAGGGAAAAUUUCUACCAGACUUGCAACUGAUGUGCCUAUGAUAAAAAGCGCUGCUGGAAUCCGGAUUGGAACUGUAAUUUCUGCUCUUGUAACUUUAGCAGCAAGUAUAACUAUAGCUUUUAUUUUUGGAUGGAAACUUGCUUUGGCCUUGCUUGUAGCUAUUCCAAUUCUUCUAAUCUGUGGUGCACUUCAAAUGAAAACAAUGAAAGGAAACCAAAAAAGAGAUGCAGAACUAAUGGCUGAUGCUGGAGAUGUUGCAUGUGAAACAGUUGAAAAUAUAAAAACAGUCCAAAGUCUUACGCUCGAAGAAACGUUUUAUGAAAGAUAUGUGGGCCAUCUUUUAAUCCCAUUUAUGGAAAAUAAGAAAAAUGCCAAAGUUUAUGCCUUAGCCUUUGCAAUGUCACAAGCAAUAAUGUUUUUCACCUAUGCAGCAGCGUUUCGAUUGGGAGCAUUUUUAGUAGCUAGAAAUGACAUGGUAGCUGUGGAUGUAUACAGAGUAUUUUUCGCCAUGGCUUUCAGUGCCGUUUCGGUAGGACAAUGGUCUUCUUACCUACCUGAUUAUGCGAAGGCAAAAUUAUCUGCGGGACUCAUAUUCAAUUUGAUAAAUAUGGAACCAUCAAUUGACAGUAGUAGCAAAGGAGGAAUAAAACCUGAAAUUAAAGGGAAGGUUACAUUUAAAGAUGUUUUCUUUCGUUAUCCAAGUCGAAAAAAUAUUCUUAUUCUUCGUGGUAUAAAUUUAACUGUUGAACCUGGACAAACUCUUGCUUUAGUUGGAACUAGCGGCUGUGGAAAAAGUACACUCAUAUCUCUUUUGGAGCGAUUUUAUGACCCGGAAACAGGGAAAGUGUUAGUAGAUGAUUUUGAUAUCAAGACUAUAAAUCUGAAAUACCUCCGAAGUCAAAUGUCAUUAGUAAGUCAAGAGCCAACUUUGUUUAAUUGUUCAAUACGAGAUAACAUAGUUUAUGGAAUUGAAGAUAAAGUCAGUCAAGUUGAAAUUGAAAAUGCUGCUCGAAUUGCUAAUGUUCAUGAAUUCAUAAUAGGUCUGCCUUUGGGAUAUCAGACAAUGGUGGGAGAAAGAGGAACACAACUGUCUGGUGGACAAAAGCAACGUGUAGCUAUAGCACGUGCUAUAGUUAGGAAUCCAAAGAUACUAUUGCUUGAUGAAGCAACAUCAGCUUUAGAUACUGAAAGUGAAAAGAUUGUUCAACUAGCUCUUGAUAAAGCACGUGAAGGAAGAACUUGCAUUGUUAUAGCCCAUAGAUUAUCUACAGUCCAAGGAGCUGAUUGUAUAGCUGUGAUUGACCACGGAAAAGUCGUAGAAAUUGGAACUCACAAAGAACUUGUGAAUAAAAAAGGAUUCUACUACAAGCUUAUUAAAAAACAAUAUAAUUUGAUUUCUAUUAAAGUUAAGAAAAGUUUACCGUCAAGAAAUGUUUACAUAUUUUUUGCUUUAAUGGGCGUUAAAGAAGAAUCCCAAAAUCUUGUGUUUCAAGAUGAUAAUUACAAGAAUUAUGGAACUAUAUAUACAUCGGAAGAAAAGAAAAGAAAGAAAUCUAAAACCAAAAAAGGAAAGAAAUCCUCAGAAGCUAAGAUUUCUAUAUGGCAAUUGUUUCGGUACAGUAAGCCACUUGACAUCUUCUUCAUGAUACUUGGCUCACUUUCUGCUGUUAUCAAUGGAGCAGGAUGGCCAUUGCUGGCCAUAGUGUUUGGAUCGAUGACAAAUACGUUUUUAACACAAUCACCUACAUCAUUUUCAACUUCAUAUGUGAACAAAUCAUUUUCAAAUAACUCAGACUCGUUCAUGGAAUCAAGUGCAUAUGAAAAGUCACAAGCUUUAGUCUUUGAAGAAAUGAUGACUAUGUAUUCAUUAUACUAUGUAUAUAUUGGAAUAGCUGUGUUUAUUGCCUCUGUAACUCAGAUUUUAUUAUGGAUGAUGGCAUGUGAAAGACAAGUAUAUGAGAUGAGGCAGAAAUAUUUCUACCAAGUUUUACGACAUGAAAUAGCAUGGUUUGACAGCCAUCAAAGUGGAGAUUUAACAGCAAAAUUAAAUGAUGAUUUAGAACGUGUGCGAGAAGGUAUUGGUGACAAAUUCAGUAUGUUAAUUCAAUACGCAUCAACAUUUGUAGCUGGUUUCAUUGUCGGGUUCAUAAAAGGAUGGCAAUUAACAUUAGUCAUUAUGUCCCUAACCCCAUUAUUGGCAUUAUCGUCAGCCUUCAUUGGAAAGAUGGUUUCCACCUCCUCAUCUCGAGAACAGAAAAAAUAUGCUAUAGCUGGCGGUAUAGCUGAAGAAGUUUUGUCCAGCAUCAGAACUGUAACUGCAUUUAAUGGUCAAGACAGGGAAAUUAAAAGAUACCAUGAUGCUUUACUGGAUGGUAUGAAUAUUGCAUUGAAAAAGUAUAAAUACGUAGGAUCCGCAUUUGGAUUUACAUUUUUAGUUUUAUAUGGAUCCUACGCUCUCGCAUUUUGGUAUGGUGCCAAGUUGGUUCUUGACAAUAGCAUGACAGCAGGAGAUGUUUUCUCUGUUUUCUUUGCUGUUAUGAUAGGAUCUUUUUCUCUUGGAAAUGCCAUGCCACAUUUAACUAGUGUUGCAACUGCAAAAGGCUCGGGUGAAAAAAUAUUUGAUAUCAUUGAAACAGUACCCAAAAUUGACCCAUAUUCAAAAGAAGGAAUAAAGCCAGAUGCUUAUACAGCAGACAUAGAAUUUCAUGACGUGCAUUUUAACUAUCCGACAAGGAAAGGAGUUAAAGUGUUAAAAAACUUUAGCCUUACAGUAAAGGAAGGUCAAACUAUUGCUUUAUGUGGAGCAAGUGGAAGUGGAAAGUCAACAAUUGUGAAUUUGAUAUUACGAUUUUAUGAUCCGAAUCACGGAAUGAUAACUUUGGGUAAUUAUGAUCUCCAAUCCUUAAAUGUUCAUUGGUUACGGUCAAAAAUUGGAUUAGUUAGUCAAGAACCUAUACUUUUUGACGGAUCCAUUUUUGAAAAUAUUGAAUAUGGUCACCAGGGUGUUUCUUUUUCUGAAGUCGUUGCUGCUGCAAAGAUGGCUAAUGCUCACGAUUUCAUUAUUCAACUUCCAAAAGGCUAUGACACUUAUGUUGGUGAAAGAGGUGCUCAGCUAUCAGGUGGACAAAAACAACGAAUAGCAAUUGCUCGUGCGUUAGUCCGCGAUCCAAGAAUACUUCUUUUAGAUGAAGCUACUUCAGCGUUGGAUGCAGAAAGUGAAGCAAUCGUUCAACAAGCUCUAGAUAAAGCCCAGCAAGGAAGAACAACAGUUGUUAUUGCUCACAGGUUGUCAACAAUAAAAAAUGCUGAUGUUAUUUGUGCUAUGGAAAAUGGUGAAAUAAAAGAGCAAGGAACACACGAAGAAUUAAUGGAAAAACAUGGUAUAUACUAUCAGUUAGUCAUUAAUCAAGUAUUUGCUGACGAAGGCGAGAUUCAUUCUUCGGAGCAAGAAAGUAAAAGUGCCGCUGAAUAUUCGAUGAGAUUGGCUAAGAAACGUUCUAGUUCAGUACGGGCUAUUCCAGAAAGUUUUAGAUUACUUAGUCGACUUGAAAGCGAAGUUAAAGAAGAAAAUAUUGAAAUUCCUACAGGAUGGGAAAUUCUCAGAAAAAGCAAACAAGAGUGGAUGGAAAUAGUGUUUGGUUUAUUCGCAGCAGUGAUAACUGGUAUUGUAAUGCCGGCCUAUGCAAUAUUCUAUAGUGAAAUUUUCAAUACUUUUACUAUGACUGGAGAAGCUUUAAGACAAUCAGCAUUCUUUUGGUCCAUGAUGUUUUUAGUGCUUGCUAUAGUAGCAUGCUUAGGUUAUACAUUUAGGACAAUAGGAUUCUGUUAUGCUGGGGAAAAAUUAACUAAAAGAUUGAGGACUAAGACGUUUAUAAACAUUCUCAGGCAAGAUAUUGGAUGGUUUGAUGAUGCCAAACAUUCUACUGGGAAAAUUUCUACGAGACUUUCGACAGAUGUUCCUAUGGUUAAAAGUGCUGGUGGUAUUAGAAUUGGAUCAGUAUUAUCUGCAAUAGUAACGUUACUAUCAAGUAUUGUCAUAGCUUUUAUAUUCGGAUGGAAACUAGCUCUUGCAUUAAUGCUUGCAGUUCCUCUUUUACUACUCUCUGGGGUGCUUCAAAUGAAAACACUAAAAGGAAAUCAAAAAAGAGAUGCUGAACUGAUGGCUGAUGCUGGAAAUGUCGCAUGUGAAGCCAUCGAAAAUAUCAAAACUGUUCAAAGUUUAACUCUAGAGAAAACAUUUUACGAAAGAUAUGUAGAGAAACUUUUGGUUCCAUUCAAAGAAAACAAGAAGAAUGCGAAUGUAUAUGCUCUUUGUUAUGCGUUUUCACAAGCAAUAAUGUUUUUCACCUAUGCUGCAGCAUUUCGAUUCGGUGCAUAUUUGGUUGCCCGAAAUGCCAUGGUUCCAGUUAAUGUUUACAGAGUAUUCUUUGCCAUGGCUUUUAGUGCUGUUUCAGUUGGACAGUGGUUCUCUUAUCUCCCAGAUUAUGCUAAAGCUAAGUUAUCUGCAGGGCUAAUUUUUCAUUUGAUGAGUUUAGAGCCACCUAUUGAUAGUGAUAGCAAAGGAGGAAUUAAACCUGAAAUUAAAGGUAAAGUAAAAUUAAUAAAUGUUUCGUUUCGUUAUCCAAGUCGGAGGAAUAUUCUUAUUCUCAGAGGAAUCAAUUUAACUGUUGAUCCAGGAAAAACGUUAGCAUUAGUUGGAACAAGUGGAUGUGGCAAAAGUACAAUUAUUUCUCUUCUUGAAAGAUUUUAUGAUCCAGAAACAGGAAAAGUUAUGAUUGAUGAAUUUGACAUAAAAAUUAUGAAUCUGAAAUAUCUACGAAGCCAGAUGUCUCUUGUAAGUCAAGAACCAACUUUAUUUAAUUGUUCAAUAAAGGAUAAUAUUAUUUAUGGAAUAGAAGGCAAAGUCAAUCAGGCUGAUAUUGAGAAGGCUGCUCGAAUUGCUAACAUCCACGAUUUUAUAAAACAACUUCCUAAAGGAUAUCAAACAAUGGUUGGAGAAAGAGGAACGCAGCUGUCAGGUGGACAAAAACAACGUGUUGCAAUAGCUAGAGCAAUAGUUAGAAAUCCAAAGAUACUUCUGCUGGAUGAAGCAACAUCCGCUCUCGAUACGGAAAGUGAAAAGAUCGUUCAAGAAGCACUUGAUCAAGCACGAGCUGGCAGAACAUGCAUUGUUAUUGCUCACAGAUUAUCCACUAUACAAGGAGCUGAUUGCAUUGCUGUAAUAGAUCAUGGAAAAGUUGUAGAGAAAGGAACUCAUAACGAAUUGCUGAACAAGAAAGGAUUUUACUACAAACUGGUCAAAAAGCAAUUUAAAUGAAAAUUAAUUACAUUCGAAUGUCCUUGUGUAGAUUUAGUUAAAUAAAUUAUAAAGUUGUUAAAAA
Molecule: messenger RNA, 8001 nt
Organism: Parasteatoda tepidariorum (common house spider)
Lineage: Eukaryota; Metazoa; Arthropoda; Arachnida; Araneae; Theridiidae
Biological process (GO): oligopeptide export from mitochondrion
Cellular component (GO): mitochondrial inner membrane
Molecular function (GO): ABC-type oligopeptide transporter activity; ATP hydrolysis activity; ATP binding
Source: RefSeq, a predicted model, not a curated record